AUGGGCUGAGUGUGUAAAGCACUUGCAUUGAUAACCUGCAGCUCAGAGUCACUCAGUCUCACUUUGUGGCCAUCCCCUUUGCCUGGAACUCCCUUCGCCCUGCUCUGUCUCCUUUCUUGCUUCUCACUCUAGGACUGUCUGCAGACACCCUCAGACUCCCGCGUUUACUUGUCACCCCUUGGACGCUGUCACCAUGACACCAACCUUGCCGUUGUUCCUGCUGCUGCUCAGCCUCAUAGGGGCUCAGGCCACCUUGGAUGUCCGCACAGCCGCCGCCAUGGCGGCAGGUUUGUGCAAAACUCGUCCCACAGACAUUGUGUUCAUCGUCGACAGCAGUCGGAGCGUUCGCCCUUCCGAGUUUGAGCAGGUCAAGGUCUUCCUGGCAAAGGUCAUUGAGGGGCUGGAUGUUGGACCCAACGCCACCCGUGUGGGAGUUGUCAACUACGCCAGCCGUGUCAAGAAUGAGGUGUCUCUGAAGACAUACCGCACCAAAGCCGGGCUAAUAAAGGCUGUGACCAAGAUUGAGCCCCUGUCCACUGGAACCAUGACCGGUCUGGCCAUCCAGUUUGCCCUGAAUGUUGCCUUCAGUGAGGGUGAGGGCGCUCGUGUCAAAUCUCCUGAUAUCAGCAAGGUUGCCAUCAUUGUGACAGACGGGCGUCCACAGGAUAAUGUGAAAGAUGUGGCUCAACGUGCACGGGAUGCCGGUAUUGAGAUUUUCGCCAUUGGUGUGGGACGUGUGGACAUGAGCACUCUGAAGCAGAUGGCCAGUGAUUCUCUGGAUGACCACGUGGACUACGUGGAGAGCUACAGCGUCAUCGAGAAGCUCACCAAGAAGUUCAAGGAGGCCUUCUGUGUGUCGGACCUGUGUGCCACUGGGGAUCAUGACUGUGAGCAGGUAUGCAUCAGCUCCCCUGGAUCAUUCAAGUGUGCCUGCAAAGAAGGCUUUACCCUCAUGGACAAUGGUCGCAGCUGCAGUGCUUGCAGCAACUCUGCGACAGAUGUGGUGUUCCUGAUCGAUGGCUCUAAGAGCGUGCGUCCUGAGAACUUCGAGCUGGUCAAGAAGUGGAUCAACCAGAUUGUCGACAAACUGGAUGUUUCUGAGAGCAAGGCUCACGUUGGACUGGUUCAGUACUCCAGCUCCGUCAGACAGGAGUUCCCUCUGGGCCGUUUCAACAACAAAAAAGACCUGAAGGACGCUGUGAAGAAGAUGGCCUACAUGGAGAGGGGAACCAUGACAGGCCAGGCUCUCCACUAUCUGACAGACAACAGCUUCAGCGCCGGUCAGGGUGCCCGGCCUGGAGUAGCAAAGGUGGGCAUUGUCUUCACCGAUGGACGCAGCCAGGACUACAUCGGAGAGGCGGCCAAGAAGGCCAAGGAUCAUGGUUUCAAGAUGUAUGCUGUUGGAGUGGGCAACGCAGUGGAGGAUGAGCUGAAAGAAAUUGCAUCUGAGCCCACUGGAGAGCACUACUUUUACACUGCUGACUUCAAGGCUAUGACCCAGAUCGCCAAGAAGCUGCAGAUUAACAUCUGUCAAGAUGAGGACCCCUGCGAAUGCGACUCUCUCGUAAAGUUCCAAAAGAAAGUAGAAGAGGCCCUACAGGCACUAACAAAAAAAUUAGACAGUAUGUCGAAGAGGAUCGCCUUGCUGGAGAACAAGAUUGUCUGAGGACUCACAUCCCACUCUUUCAUAUACAUCCGCACACACCUACGUACACACACAAACACACACACAAACAAAUUUUACUUCCUGUAAAAUACUAAGGAGGAACCUGUGUGUGAACCCUGACCUCUGCUUGUGUUCUGAGCUCUGCCCAGCCACUUCUGCUCCCUCCUCUCUCGGUCUUACCUCUAUCACCUGUGGGUCUCCUGGGACACAAAGUCCCGGUUGCCAUGGGGACCAUGCCUUUGGGUGUGCUCUGAAGGUCAUCUUCUAUAGACAGCCUGUGUGUUUGUUAAUAAAAGUCUUCCCUCAUAGGGAAACGGUGACGGUA
Messenger RNA from Etheostoma cragini (Arkansas darter), 1991 nucleotides. It is a transcript of the gene matn1, whose product is annotated as matrilin 1. NCBI's taxonomy places the organism in Eukaryota, Metazoa, Chordata, Actinopteri, Perciformes, Percidae. Gene Ontology annotation, molecular function: calcium ion binding. The record is from RefSeq and is a predicted model, not a curated record. Bases 194 to 1666 code for a protein of 490 amino acids. The transcript has 10 exons.